Ananas comosus (pineapple) is the source of this 960-nucleotide messenger RNA. Its product is annotated as calmodulin-binding protein 25-like. Gene Ontology annotation, biological process: response to osmotic stress. Gene Ontology annotation, molecular function: calmodulin binding. Gene Ontology annotation, cellular component: nucleus. The coding region runs from base 122 to 673 and encodes 183 amino acids. The transcript has a single exon. Lineage: Eukaryota; Viridiplantae; Streptophyta; Magnoliopsida; Poales; Bromeliaceae. The record is from RefSeq and is a predicted model, not a curated record.
GCACGCGAAUAAAAAAUAAAAAUCCAAUCCCACUCUCUUCUCUUUCAAAUAACAAUCCCUCUCCCAUUCCUCCUCGUCCUCCUCCUCCUCCUCCUCUUCUCCUUCCUCUGCGUCACCAUUAAUGGCGAGUGGCUCGAGCUUGGAUCCGUGGCUAUCUCCUCUCCUCGCCCCCGAAGCCGCUCUGAUCUCCGACUACGCCUUCGCCCGCGACAACGAAGCCCUAGCCGGAGCCCUCCGGAUCUCGCCCUCGCCCGACUCCGCUUCCGCGGGCCCCGAACUCGCCUUCCCCGCCCCGGCCGGGGCGGAUCCGCGCGGCUCGAACCCGGUUCGGCUGGCCCCGGCCGGUCGGAUCAGGAAGCGGAAGCGGCGCGCGUCGCGGCGGUCGCCCACGACCUACAUCAGCGCCGACCCGGCCAACUUCCGCGAGAUGGUGCAGCUGGUGACCGGGAUCCGGUUCGAGCCGGGCUCGGCGGUCGAACCGGAUCGGGCCGGGUUCGAGCAGAGCCUCCUCCUCCCGGCGCUCGACUCGUCGGCUUUCUCGCAGCCGGACCGGGCCGGGACGGACCGGCCGGUUGCCGUGGACGUCUCGCUCGGGCCGGGCUCGAUCGAGGGCCCGGUCUACGGGUUCGACCCGACGCCCUGUUUCCCGACUCUCGAGUCGUGGAGUGUGUGAUGUGAUGUGAGAGCAGAGCGAAAUUUGUUUUUUUUUUUAAAAUGUUUUUUUUUUUUUUUUGGUUUCUUCUGAUUUAGCUUUUAACGGUUGGCGUCUGAUGGGAAUCAGACGGAUGUACAGGGGUAUGAUGCGGAUCAGUGGUGGAGGCUAGUUAGUUUUUUUUUAUUUUUUUUUAUUAAGUUAAUUGCUAUUUUUCUUCUAAGUACGGGCUCUAGUACUUGCUCCAAAUAUUAUGUUGUUGAUGCUCAUUAGUGAGUUACAUUACUAACAGAGGAAGGAGACGACGA